Messenger RNA from Lagenorhynchus albirostris (white-beaked dolphin), 1735 nucleotides. It is a transcript of the gene PCMTD2, whose product is annotated as protein-L-isoaspartate (D-aspartate) O-methyltransferase domain containing 2. Gene Ontology annotation, cellular component: cytoplasm. Gene Ontology annotation, molecular function: protein-L-isoaspartate (D-aspartate) O-methyltransferase activity. Lineage: Eukaryota; Metazoa; Chordata; Mammalia; Artiodactyla; Delphinidae. The record is from RefSeq and is a predicted model, not a curated record. Gene Ontology annotation, biological process: protein modification process. The transcript is spliced from 6 exons. The coding region runs from base 150 to 1235 and encodes 361 amino acids.
GUGGAUGUUGACGGCGGCGGAGGUCGGGGCUGCGUAGUGGGAGGCGGACUGGCGAGGGGCGCCAGAAGAGCUGCAGGUGCGGCCCAGCGGCCGAUUCCGCGGGCCCGCCGAGCCAGGAGCGGCAGCUUUCCGUAAGCGCGGUCCCGAAGAUGGGAGGCGCGGUGAGUGCUGGUGAAGACAACGACGAGCUGAUAGACCAUCUGAAGGCGGCGCAGUACAUCCGCUCCGAGCUGGUGGAGCAGGCCUUCCGAGCUGUUGACCGCGCCGACUAUUACCUCGAGGAGUUUAAGGAGAACGCGUACAAGGACUUGGCGUGGAAGCACGGGAACAUCCACCUCUCCGCUCCGUGCAUCUAUUCGGAGGUGAUGGAGGCCCUGGACCUGCAGCCUGGCCUUUCCUUCCUGAACCUGGGCAGCGGCACCGGCUACCUCAGCUCCAUGGUGGGGCUCAUCCUCGGUCCUUUUGGUGUGAACCACGGGGUGGAACUCCAUUCAGAUGUGACAGAGUAUGCGAAGCAGAAGCUGGACUUUUUCAUCAGGACAAGUGACAGCUUCGACAAGUUUGACUUCUGCGAGCCCUCCUUCGUCACCGGCAAUUGCCUGGAGAUCUCUCCAGGCUGCUCUCAGUACGACCGGGUGUACUGCGGGGCAGGCGUGCAGAAGCAGCACGAGGGGUACAUGAAGAGCCUCCUCAAAGUCGGGGGCGUCCUGGUCAUGCCGCUGGAAGAGAAGUUGACUAAGAUAACUCGGACGGGUCCUUCCGCCUGGGAAACCAAAAAGAUUCUGGCUGUGUCUUUUGCUCCACUCGUCCAGCCCUGCCAGUCGGAGUCAGGAGAAUCAAGACUUGUCCAGUUACCACCCCUGGCGGUUCGCAGCCUCCAGGACCUGGCGCGCAUUGCCAUCCGGGGCACCAUUAAGAAGGUCAUCCACCAGGAAGCUGUGAACAAAAACGGGAACGGACUGAAGAACACUCCCAGGUUUAAACGGAGGAGAGUUCGCCGCCGCCGAAUGGAAACGAUUGUCUUUUUGGACAAAGAGGUGUUUGCCAGUCGGAUCGCCAACCCCUCUGAUGACACCAGCUGCGGAGACCUGGAAGACGAGCGGCAAGAAGAAGAGGUGACAACCCCGCCGGACACCAAGCCCGAGCCCCCGGUGAACUUCCUGCGUGAGAAGGUCCUGAGCCUCCCUCUGCCAGAUCCCCUGAAGUACUACCUGCUUUAUUACAGAGAAAAGUAAGUCUGUGGUCCAGGGGAGGAGGCCAAGCCUUCCUGGAGGGCUGCCCACAGCAGGUGCACUGGAGGAGGAAGGGGCUCCUGCUCUGCAUCUCGUCUUCUCGUCUGUCCUUGACUGUCCUGUAGAGUUUUCAUCCAGUCAUCUGAUUUCUGUAAACACAGUCUGACAAACAUAAGGUGCAAGGGGGAAUGUCUCAAAAGGGCGAGAGUCUCCUGGAGGAGGGGUUGACUUCACACUCUCAGGAAAUGCUGAGGUCUACACGUGGAGGUGGCCUGGAGACCGUUUCUUACACAAGGUACACGUGUCUGCAUCAGAAAGGAAAACUGAAGUUGAAAUUAACCUGUGUUUCUUAUAAAAGGUGAGAAAAAAAGCACAAGUUGCUAAAUGUAUAAAAUCUUUUCUGAGUGGGACAUGCCUAUGUGCAAGUUUGAAUUUUACGGUAUCAACCUCUUAAUUACUGGCAGCGAGUAAUUAAAGAUUUAUUAAAAGAUUAAUUUAAAAGA